Theobroma umbraticum is the source of this 1315-nucleotide messenger RNA. It is a transcript of the gene HMGA, whose product is annotated as high mobility group A. NCBI's taxonomy places the organism in Eukaryota, Viridiplantae, Streptophyta, Magnoliopsida, Malvales, Malvaceae. Gene Ontology annotation, cellular component: nucleolus; chromatin; nucleosome. The record is from RefSeq and is a predicted model, not a curated record. Gene Ontology annotation, biological process: chromosome condensation; regulation of DNA-templated transcription; negative regulation of DNA recombination. Gene Ontology annotation, molecular function: nucleosomal DNA binding; double-stranded DNA binding.
UGGCCUUUUCUCAUUCGUCCGAGUAAAUCCGGAAACCCUUUUACGUUCUAUUGGGCCAAUAACAAAUCGACACGAAAACUAUUUUCGUAACGAUGAAUUCGAAAAAGAAAGAAAGAAACUCAUAAUCCGGAAUUCAGAAACCUUCCAAUCCUAGUUCAGCUCCCUCCCACGUCAUCGAUCCUCGUAUCCCAUAUGAAAUAAACUACAUCCGUUCGAUAUAAACCGAAGUUAGGUAUCCAGCCGUUGGAUCAUAGCUCCAACCCGUCUUCUUCAUCUCCUCCUCCUUUCAUCCGAUCGCAAAGCCUCUCCCUUUUAAAUCCAACCCUUCUCCUCUCCCUCUUUCUUCACAACAACAACAGUUUCCUCUCUCUCCCUUUCCUUUCUCUCAGCAAAACCAAAAGGAAAAUAAAGAGCAAAAAAGGAAGAAGAAAGCUUUUUUUGUUUUAAUUUUUCAAUGGCGACUGAAGAAACUAAUAACACUCAAGGCCCUCCUCCCCCUUCUCAACAAUCUUCUCUUCCAGACUAUCCUCAGAUGAUUUUGGAAGCGAUAGAGGCAUUGAACGAGACAGGGUCGAAUAAGUCGGCAAUCUCGAAGCACAUCGAGUCGACUCACCCAGAUCUCCCAGCGGCUCACUCGACCCUCCUUUCCCACCACCUCAACAAGAUGAAGCAAAGCGGCCAAAUUGUUAUGACGAAGAACAAUUACUUGAAACGACCCAAUGCUCCACCCAAGCGUGGACGAGGGCGUCCGCCUAAGCCCAAGGUUCCUCUUCCACCUGGCACCGUCGUCUCCCCACCGAGGCCUCGUGGUCGUCCGCCAAAGCCCAAAGAUCCAUUUGCUCCCCCUAAGCCCAAAACCUCCCGCGGUACUGGAAGGCCUCGUGGACGCCCACCUAAAAAGGCUAAGACUGGAGUCUCCGCUGCUCCUCCACCUUCCGGUGUUAAGCGAGGUCGCGGUCGGCCGCCGAAGGUGUAAUUGCCGGUGGCUUCUGAAGUAAAAGUAGUGAAAGCUUAAAGAAAGAGAGAGAGAUAGAGAGAGAAAAAGAGGGAGUUAGCUAGGUUUUUUUUUUUUCCUUUUCCUUUUUUUAACUUUAAUUUUUUAGGUGUUGUUUAGUUCUCUACUAAUUGAUGUUUUAGCUUUUUCUUUCUUUCCUCCUUUUUUUCUUGUAAUUUGAAUUUUUUAUUUCCGGGGUUUGGAAUUGAUGUGGGGAAUGUGUUGUAAUGCCUUUAGGGAAGGGGUAGAUUUUAGUGACUCUUUGUAAUUUGCAUGUAAAUUUGUUGAACCGGCUUUGUAGGCUUUUGGGCCUCUUUAUUA